UUGUACGUGCAAAAGUUCAAAUCAGCGCGAGCGUGCGUGCAACAAAAAAUUUAAGCGGGCACACACAGCGCGAACCAACAAAAAUCCGUUACAAAGAGAAUCGCCAUAAUCAUCAACUUCUUAAGCUUCAUUCAGAGCGCAUUUGAUUGAAGAAAGAAAAAACCGAAAAUCUCUCGGUAGCACAAUCCAGAUGAAAGCGAAAACGGUUAAAGCAAAUUGGAGCUUGAGAACGAAAAAAUUCAGUUUACCUUCUGUUUUCCUCUUAUGCAUCUUCUUCUUUCUCGCUGGUUUCUUCGGUUUCAGUUUCUUCCAUCACUCUCAGGAAGAUGAAUACGGCGUGAGAGUGAGAUUGCUGGAAAAGUCGGUGAAGGAUGAGACGGAGCAUCGUUUGUUGCAUGCUGGAAAGUCCGGUGAUAAUUUCAUUACUUCGAUUCCCUUUCAGGUUUUGAGCUGGAACCCUCGCGCUUUAUACUUUCCUAAUUUUGCAAGUGCAGAACAAUGUGAUAGAAUAAUUGAGAUGGCAAAGGCAGAGCUUUCACCAUCAAGGUUGAUGUUACGCGAGGGAGAAACAGAGGAAGGUACAAAGGGAAUCAGAACAAGCUCUGGUAUGUUUAUCAGCGCUUCUGAGGACAAGACAGGUCUUUUAGAAGUCAUUGACGAGAAAAUUGCCAGAGCAGCAAAAAUUCCCAAGACUCAUGGAGGGGCAUAUAACAUCCUCCGCUAUAAGGUUGGACAAAAAUAUAACUCUCACUAUGAUGCAUUCAAUCCCGCAGAAUAUGGCCCACAAGAGAGCCAAAGGGUGGCUUCAUUUUUGCUGUAUUUAACAGAUGUUCCAGAAGGUGGGGAGACCAUGUUUCCGUUUGAGAAUGGGUCGAACAUGGACAGUAGCUAUAAUUUUGAGGAUUGCAUUGGUUUAAAAAUCAAGCCACUGAAGGGAGACGGACUUCUAUUUUAUUCGUUGUUCCCUAAUGGUACAAUUGAUCCGACAUCACUCCAUGGGAGCUGCCCCGUGAUUAAAGGGGAGAAGUGGGUAGCUACAAAGUGGAUAAGGGAACAACUACAUUAUGAUGUUUAGAUGAAUGGUACCUGAAAUUGGGAUUCAGAGUCUUACCGAUACUGAGAUAGUAUUUAUGAUUUCUAUCAUAUAGUUGAUUAUCGAUAGUCAGAUGAAUAAUAAGGUCUAAAAUCUGAUUAGACGCUGGAAUUGUAAAGCAAGACUGUAUAUUAAAUAUAUAUGAUACAUGCACCAUGAACUUAACUUCCUAAUAGAUGGUAAAUCCAAAGCCCUCUAACUUUUUUGUUGUUGUU
Molecule: messenger RNA, 1308 nt
Organism: Medicago truncatula (barrel medic)
Lineage: Eukaryota; Viridiplantae; Streptophyta; Magnoliopsida; Fabales; Fabaceae
Product: probable prolyl 4-hydroxylase 9
Exons: 8
Coding region: 191-1075 (294 amino acids)
Biological process (GO): peptidyl-proline hydroxylation to 4-hydroxy-L-proline
Cellular component (GO): endoplasmic reticulum
Molecular function (GO): iron ion binding; L-ascorbic acid binding; procollagen-proline 4-dioxygenase activity
Source: RefSeq, a predicted model, not a curated record